Macrobrachium nipponense is the source of this 3094-nucleotide messenger RNA. RefSeq lists its product as uncharacterized. Bases 257 to 2179 code for a protein of 640 amino acids. The transcript has 18 exons. NCBI's taxonomy places the organism in Eukaryota, Metazoa, Arthropoda, Malacostraca, Decapoda, Palaemonidae. The record is from RefSeq and is a predicted model, not a curated record.
GCUGAGGUGAACCUUGGUAAAGUGUGUCGCAUAGAACAGAGUGUGGUUGGUUUUCCUGACACAGAUGUGAUACGGGUGCUUGCAGCAUUUCAGCCUGCCCUGUCUGCAAGUGGCUCUCGACAGUUUACUGCUGAUGUGAAAUACAAUGGAGUUAAGCAGAAUAUCAAUGCGCAAUCAGCUGCAGUUUAUCCAGGUUCUGGAGGAUUAACUGCUGGUGUGCAAUACAAUGGAGUUAAUCUAGGUUCUGGAGGAGUUAAUGUUAUUGAAGCUGCCUCAGUUAUACGUGCAGAGUUUGAUACAAAUGAAACCAGAAUUAAAGAAAAUGCAACAGCUUUUUUGUUCACAAAUAUCAAUUCCCCAGAGGGCCUCAAUUCCUGUUAAAAUAAAAUUGUCUGCCUUCCCUUCUGAGACAAGGCCCAGUCUUACCUUGAGUAAUCUAACGUUGACGUCAGUUGGAAGGAAUAUGCUUUGUGCAGGAGCCUUGAUAAGAGAAGUCUUGACUACAGUGUCGUACAACUCUUCUCUUGGUGAUCCUGCUGAGCCUGACACUGUGGAAGUUGACUUCGGAGUGCUGACAAAUACAGGAUUUACAAAACUGACCAAUAAUGACGUGCCAGAGGAUAACUAUUUGAAUUUCUCUAUCGAUGCAACAUUAACAGAUGCACCAUGGAACGACAAUGAUGCGUAUGUUGGCGUGCUCUUACAGGUAACCAGUGGGGCUUAUAAAACCGUCAGACAAGGCAGUGCUACAAUGCAGGUGUUACACGACGCUACAGAUUUGCCGGUCAUGAACUUAUCCUUGACAGUCGAAUAUCCAGCAAAGGUAUAUACCAGAAUGGAUGAAGUCCGACUGAUCUUCAGUAUUGGGCACCUGCAGGAGUCGAUGGCUGAACCAUUCGAGGUAGAGUUGUUGAUGUAUCUUCCUUAUGGAAAUUACCUGAACUUCACUAGAUAUGAUGCUGUGGGAAUCCAACCUGGUCAAGUUUAUUUCCCUCCAGAUACAACUCGUCUUAUUACUAAGUUUGGUCCAAUUCGGUUCUUUGAUACGUCUGUGGUGUCAUAUUAUUUCAAGGUAAACCCAGAUAACAACAGGCAUUUUGGUUUGCGCACGUACGACUUGACAAUCCCAUACGUCAUUACGACCAAACUUGCUCAGCGCUUCAACGUCGAGGGAUAUGAGCGUUUCCCAGACAACGAUGUUGGUCGAUUACCUCCAGUGAUCAAUCAUAUUAGAGUCACCAUUGAUAGUCCAAUGUGCGCUGAUGACAUACUUCUCAGUAACUCAACUAUAUUCCCUGAUUGUCUGUUCUCUGCCUCAUCUGUCUUGAACAGCAGUUUUCCACCUUAUUUUGCUAGGGUUACAAGUAUGACUCCGUGGGUUCCUAGAUAUUCUGGCAACAGGGAGUACUUAGGGGUGGACCUUGUUAACCUUUAUGUAAUUACAAAGAUCUUAAGUAAAAGCCCUGUGGAUUUUCUCAGAGUGAAGGAACUGAACAUAGCAGCUUCGACUGAUGGUUCAGAUUGGGAGGAUUAUGUCAGUGUGACGUUGCCUAAUGUGACUGGGCUGACAGAAGUUGUGUUCAACAAGACUCUCACUGGUAGAUACUUCAGGAUCUACAUUGUUUCAUCCUAUGGAAGUGGCAAACCUGUAGGCCUCCGUUUUGACUUCAGGGGUUGUGCAUUAUCAAUUGUCAAAGAUUCAUCAUCUGCUUGUGUGAAUGUAACACUCCCAGUGACACCAGAUGCAGACACCAAUGGACGACACUUGGCUGUGGACACAACGUUGAAUGUUGGUGCUUUCUGUGAAAACUCUAUUAAAUUGAAUGGGAAUAAAUGUUACAUCUCCAGGAACGCUGGAAUUGUGUGGGAUGCUCUUCCUUAUUACAUAGAAAUUCUUCAUGGCUAUAAUCCCAUAAACCAGAAACUUUAUGCAAGUAAUUAUCAAAGAAAUAGUUAUUACUUUAGCACUGAUGGUGGAAUUCACUGGACUCCAGUACUAGAGGGUGAGAAAAAUGCCUCAGAAAUAAGUGCUCUCUGGAAAGCCUCAAAAGCCGUUCCAUACAAACCUGACGCUAUGCAGCAAAGCUUGGGCAACUGGGCAGCUGACUCAACAGGGAUUCUGCUUGGGGGUGGGCGUGUCGCCUCUUGGGGCUCUUGCUGUUACCACACACUUCAGUGACGAUUCUUCUUUCCCUCACAUCUCGUCAUGUAGUUUUUAGCAUUCUCAGUGUUUUAUGUGAUUCAUCUCUUAUUGUUUCUUAGUAAUUCUUUUUUUCAAAGUCUCAUUCUUGAGCAUCAUUCAAAUUAAUCUCCGUUCAUGCCUUUAUUUUGCUUCAUAAAUUUUGUGAAUAUUAAUUUAUGUUUGAGUAUUCUGUUUGAAAUAUUUCAUAAUACUGCUGCUGCACUGAACCCUUUAAUUUUGACCAAUACAUAAUUCGUACCAUCUCCUUGCCUCCCUUACCAUUAACCAGUUCCCUUCUUUUCCUAUAUCCAUGCAAGUGGACCUAGAUAUUCAACUGGGGAUGUUUAAUUCUUAACCAUGUCCCAUCAAAUAACCUAAUGGAGAAGUUUCUUGAAAGGACAAUUUUUUGUUCUAAGUUUGUGUCUUGGAAUGUCAAUAGAUUUUUUACAUUGCUAUAAAGUAAUGUAAAAAAAAUAUAGUAAACUAAAAUGAUAAAUUUAUUUCUAAACACUCAAAUAGUAGCUUAUUAUUCCCUUGUCCCUCACAUUCAUUAUUGGAAAAAAUGCAUAAAUGACCACCAUUCAAGCCUGUUUGAUAUUAAAUUCUGUGUUUGUGAGAAUGUUUUUUUGUUCUGGAAUGUUUUGAAUGCCUGGUAUAAUAGGGAUUCAUAUUAGAGUAAGACUUGAUUUAUGUUUAGGAGGAGGUAUAAGCAGGUCAGGUGAGAGCCAGCACCCUGCCUUACUUUAGUGUUUAUUUUUCUACCCAAAACCCCUUUCCUAGGAAAAAGAAACAAAAAAUGCCUUUAACUUCGAACACCUGUUUUCAAUGUUUCUAUAAAUUUACUUAACAGUAUAUCUUUUAGUAAUAUUGCUUCAAUUUUAAGGCAUAAUAAGAUAUACAGUAUGAUGACUG